Molecule: messenger RNA, 426 nt
Organism: Clunio marinus
Lineage: Eukaryota; Metazoa; Arthropoda; Insecta; Diptera; Chironomidae
Source: the annotation of a GenBank genome assembly
AUGGAGCAACAUUUCAAUUUAAUUGCAAAACCUUUACAGUUUCAACAUAUACUCGUCUCUACCUACACAAUCGCGAAAGGACUUCGUCCUUUGAAUCUUCUGUUGUUCAUGGUUUCAUUUCGAGCCCCAUUUUCGUAUUUUAUAUUCCUCGAUGCUUUAGACACACAAGCAAGCAUCAAGUUGAAAAUAAAUCCAUCGGAAUUCUAUUUGCGUGCUUGCAGUCAUAUUCACUUUAAUCAUAAAACCGCGACAAUAAAUUAUUGUGUUUUUGAAGCAGACAAGCUAUUUGACUCGCUCUAUCUAUCGUUAGUAUUUCUUUUUCGUUUGCAAUUGGAUAAUGAUCCUCAGCCAAAGUGCGUUGGUGUAUGUUUCGAAACUCCACCCCCUUAUCUUCACAACAUGAAACAGCAGUAUUUCGAAGAUUAA